AUGUCCCAAUACAAGACCUGCUUCCAAUAUUUCUUCUACAAACCACAAACUUGGAUUGUUGGUACUGCUCUCUUGAGCGUCGGCUCAUACAUUAAUCUUAAGGCCCAGGAAGGACAACAAGGCAAAAAGUUUCAAGACGCUCGUCCCUCUGCUGCUACCUUGGAAUUUGAACGAGUGCAUUUGGCUCGUCCUGGUGAAAAUAAGGAUGUGUGCUUGCAAGUCGAUUGGGCACCAUCUUUCCAUUCUUCAUGGUUGAAGAGAGAGUAA
Messenger RNA from Naegleria lovaniensis, 267 nucleotides. RefSeq lists its product as uncharacterized. The record is from RefSeq and is a predicted model, not a curated record. NCBI's taxonomy places the organism in Eukaryota, Heterolobosea, Eutetramitea, Acrasida, Naegleriidae. The coding region runs from base 1 to 267 and encodes 88 amino acids. The transcript is spliced from 2 exons.